AUGGCUUCCAACGGAGAACAAUCAGACACUCAGGGUGUUGAUACUAUCGUCUCGCGCAACAAGCAAUGGAGAAUCAGUACGCGCAAGAGACCUAUCCUUAAGGCUGGCCCUAUAGAUGCCAUGAACGAGAAACUUGGUAUUCCUGUACCUGAGAUGAUUUUCGGUGAUAAUCUCGUUGCUAUCGAGCAUGUCCCUUCUGGCUGGGCCGUUGACUUCAAUGCUUUCAAUGCUCUUGACCGCGUCUCCAAGACCGCCGAUGGCAUGUUGCAGGUUGCAUAUUCCAAGGAGUGGCAGAAAGACCGGUAUGUGCUGCUUGAACUCAUUAUCCAAAUCAAGAUGAACAGCGCUAACCUUGCUAAACUUACCAGCCAACACCACCACGAGGGCAUCAAGGAAGUCGUCAAGCCAUUCGACUGGUCAUACAGCACAGACUUCAAAGGUCACACUCACAGCCCGGAUCCUGCUGUCGUCUGGCAGCCAACUGAUCAGUCCAAGGAUCCCAUCAGAACUGAUCUUCUCUCGCGUCCGGACCCUAUACUGUUCUACGACGAUGUCAUCUUUUACGAAGACGAGUUGGCUGAUAAUGGUAUCGCCAUCUUCAGCUGCAAGAUCCGUGUCAUGGCCGAACGUCUUCUAGUCUUGUGUAGGUUCUUCCUGCGUCUAGACGGAGUCAUUGUGCGCGUCAGAGAUACACGAAUCUAUAUCGAGUUGGGUUCCAACACUGUGAUUCGACAGUACACGGCCAAGGAAGAAUCAUACGAUGUCGUCCAAUCCAAGCUACAGAUGCACAGAGAAAACAUCCCGGAAGUCCUGCGUGAUGCCAACCGCAUCGCCCCUCUUCUGCGGACUGUUGAGGAUACUAUGGACAAGGUCAUCAUUCCUUGA
Messenger RNA from Aureobasidium vineae, 885 nucleotides. The record is from the annotation of a GenBank genome assembly. Lineage: Eukaryota; Fungi; Ascomycota; Dothideomycetes; Dothideales; Saccotheciaceae.